AUGGCCAUUGUGAAGAUUAUAAUUGAGGGGAAUGAAGUAAGGCUAUUAAAUAAUUUCAACCAUUUUAUUGAUUUCCUGUCGUCAUUAUUUAAUGUUCCUAUAUGUAAAAAAUUUAAUUUUCCUGAACAUGAAACAAAAUAUAACUUUUUAAAAAAAUAUACCAACAACACUUCUGUAAAUCGAGCUAAUGAAUAUUUUAAAAAAUUAAUUGAGUCUAUAUCUGUUGUGUUCUGGAAAGGCCGAAAAUGGAAAGGUACCUAUUGGCCAAGCAAAUGGAAGUGGUAUCAUAGACACGGUUAUUGGGCUACCAGAAAGAAGCUUCUAAGUUUCGAUAAAUAUAGACCAUACAGAUAUCAUGAAGUUAAAGGAUAUGGAAAACCUAAGUUGAAGUUCUGGCAAGACUAUUCUUAUUAUAGGCCCUUGAAGCAAACAACAAAAUUUUGGUAA
Plasmodium malariae is the source of this 447-nucleotide messenger RNA. RefSeq names its product conserved Plasmodium protein, unknown function. The record is from RefSeq and is a predicted model, not a curated record. The transcript is spliced from 3 exons. NCBI's taxonomy places the organism in Eukaryota, Apicomplexa, Aconoidasida, Haemosporida, Plasmodiidae. The coding region runs from base 1 to 447 and encodes 148 amino acids.